AUGCAGAAUGACAACAACAAAGAAGUUAUGCACCAAGUCAUCAACAAGUUAUGUCAUGACGAAGUUAUCUUCCAACAUUGCAAAAACCUCAAUGAUCCUGCCAAGAUUCGGAAUGUGAAGGAUAUUCUCAUUGAAUUCAAUAAAAGAGGGUACCUGGACAAUCAAGGUCGCUGGUCAGCAAAGAUAGAUUGUCCAGACCUGAAAGCACCACAUGUCACCCGCCAAGCUGUGGAUGUGGCACUCAAAUUGAAGUAUCUCCCUGGAUGUGCUGAAGAAUGCAAGCCUGACAUAUUUCUGGUGCCCUAUAACCCAUUGCAACCUCUUGUCCAGGAUUGGCAUCAAGCUGUCUCCCUUGUCAAGAUGAAGCAGCAUGGUGUUGACGUGCAGAAACAGGAAUGGUUUGACAAGACUGCCAAGUGCACAAACACAAUCUGGGGCUGUCAGGAUGCCCAUACAUUCGUCAUAAUGUUGCAGUACUUUGGCGAACAGUUUGCAUUUUCAUUUUUUGAUCGUGGAGGUGCCAUUUGCCCGGAUAUGCUAAAUAUAAUGGAUGAUAAGGAGGAAUACUUGAGGCUUGUGUUGUACCUAUCACUUGCUGAUCCCAGUAUGGUUUGCUUGGAGAUGUCCAUUGUGCACAAUGAUGUUGGGCAAUUUGUACAAUCAAAGGUUGUUGGACUCGUUCCGAUUGAGAUGGUACUGUUCAUCAGUAAUAACCUUCAUGGACGUGAGACCAUGGCUCGACACGUGACAUUAACACAAUGUCGCAUCGCUGAGGCAUUGCAGUCUGUUGGGACUUGGGAGGUCAUGAAGAAGUGGCUGAAGGGUAUGGAGGAUGAUGUGGCGGUAGUUGUGAAGGAUACUUGGGUCAAUCUCACCGCCCCCCAUACAGAGGGUAUGAUUCUCAAUUAUCUUCGACUCAAGGGUGUUAUGGGUGUUGCGCAGUUGCUUUUUGAGGGGCUUGUUGCCGGCCCUGCCAUCCCACCAUCACUCGAUCAACUCCACAAUCAUCCAGGGAUUGGUUCACUCAAGGACAUUGGAGCAAUAACUCAGACUGGGGGCCUCAAUGUCUGGUGCAGCACCGUAUACAAUUGGUCUUUUCUGGGCGUGUCCACCCUUGCGCUGGCGCACAAGAGCAUGACAAAGAGUGUCAAUGCAUAUGAUCGUCAGCACCCCAUUCAUGAAGGUAGCGAAAGCAAGCUGAAACUCAUAACAUGCGAAGUGUACCAGGAGCGAAUGCUAACACAAUCUUGGCUAUAUCUGCUAUGCACACCAAUCUAUGAGUUCAGCUGUGUCUAUGAGGCAUUGGUUGGCAUUGCGGACUGCAUCAAAUCCCAUGGCCAGGCAUUUUCACCAUAUUGCAUUUUGGAAAAUGGCAGUGAGACCAAUAAGCUUUUCCCCAUCUCAUUCAUGCAAGCAGAUACCUCAAUGUGGAACAUGGGCCUCGUCCGUCCAACACUGUCAGACUGGGGAGCAGUUGAUCCCACCGAACUCGGCGAGAACAAUGAGAUUCGACAAGGCCUACUAUAUGAUCAUGCCUUUGCUUCCUGCCUCCUGCCAAAGAUUUUCACUGCUCAUACCCCGCUUGUUCCUGCCCCUGCUUCCUCUAUUCCACAUGCUCUCUCUAUUCCGGCUCACACACCCUCUCCCAAUACUCCCCCUCAAUGUCCUCCCAUUCCACAUGCUCCCUCUAUUCCAGCUCACACUCCCUCUCCCAAUACUAAAUGUCCUCCUGUUCCACUUUUUGACACAGCAUCUACUUCCAUGGUCCCAUCACAGCCAGAUGUUCCGUAUGCUUCUGCCCCACCACCUAAUUUGUCUCUGCCAUUGCGUGGAGGGCGGGGAACAGGUAGACCUAAAUACAGGGGACGCAGUGGUGGUGGACGCAAAGGUACUACUGAAACUAUUACUGGGGAAGUAUCACCCUCAACUGCUGCCAGUGGUCAGCCACCCUCCGAUUCAGUCUCUUCUUGCCUAUGCAAACGCACCCUUACUAGUUCGGCUGAUAACCCACCAAAGCGACUUGCUUGCUAUGUGCCCAAGGUCCACAUCAAGCCCAAAGAUGUGGUGCAAAGUCUCCAAGUUGACAUUGCAGGCUAUGGGUCUCCAACAACGGAUGAGGAUCUGGAACGCUUUGCAGAUAAGGGUGGCAUCUAUGAGUUGACAGGCACUCGCACUUGGAUGGCCAUUCAGACGAUGCUCGCUCAACAACCAGGUACAGAUGUCAUUCGACGCGAGAUAGUCCAUGAUCUGGAGGGCUACUAUUAUGUCAUCCUGACACUCGCCUUCAUGUUUGAUGGGCUGUACGCAUUGAAAAAAGUUCCAAACACUGACAUGGCAAGUGGGGCAGAGAUGUGGCUUCAUAGGUGGCUUGAAAAUACCAUCGAGAUGGAGAUUUGGCAAGAAGCGGUGGAGAAACAGCACUAUCUUGGUACCAAUGCAGGGUUUUCUAUGGUGGAGGGGCUGUUAGGUGAGGACUGGGCGAUCAAGCCCGUGAAGAUGAUGUUGAAGGAGAUGAGAGAGCAUCUUUUCACUAAUGCUGCACCGACCCACUCAGGAAUGCUCGACAUCAUCACCAAUGCCCUUGUCAAGAUACGUACAAAUCCUGAUCUUGCCCAUCUCUGCAAGCCUCAGAAAAUGACGAUGGAGUGGGCAAAGGCAACUGGUGGCAAUGGGGUUCCCAGCCGCUCUUCCAUCCUUCCUACACUGCGAAUGAAUUUGCUGUAUCAUAAGGAGCAUCAAGAUCCAGAACUCAAUCUCUUUGCAUGCAUGCCCUGUCCCCUAGUGCAAGAACGCAGGGUUAUGCCAGGCACCUCAUCACAGGCCAACAAACCCACAGGAGGGAGAACAGUGGAUCACAUGAAGUGGUAUAAACUUGGGAAGAGAAGAGAGCUGGAUAGAGAGAAUGAUGAAGAUAUGGAUGAGUUCAGGAUUGAGGGUCUACCUAAUGGGCUAGCGGAUGAGGUGGAUGAGGCACUUUUUCAUUUGAUUCCUCUGGGCCCUGAUAGGAUGGACCACGAUGCCCAAGACAUGAUGGAUGUUGACAUUCCCAUACAUGACGACCACCCUGUGCCAGGUCCAUCAAGACAUCCACACUCUUUACAGGCGGAGGGUGACACACGCGUAACAGAGUCCCAUCCCACUGCAGGCAGAGUCAUACGCAUUGACCAGUCAGUGCAUGCAAAAUGGCGAUUACAGUUUGGAUUGUGUAAUGAAGCUGAGAGUUCAGUGCCAGAAGAUCAAGAUGAUGAUAGUUUAUUUUAUCCCUUCACCUCGAGACCAGACUGGCAGGUAGGAUGUUGGGCGGUGCAGGAGGGUAUUGGACAUAAGGCUUUUGAUAGAUUAUUGGCCAUACCAGAGGUUAAGGAUUGUCUUGGACUAGCAUAUCACAACACUCGUGGACUUCACCAGACUAUAGACAGCAUCCCCCCUCAUGCUAAAUGGACUCUCCUUGGCAAUCCUGCCCAUGCUAAAGAUAUCAUAUACAAGCCUGCAACUGUAUUCACCGACGACACUCAUUCUUCACACAUAUACAAUGAAAUGUGGACUGGUCGUUGGUGGCAUGCCGUUCAGGAUAGACUUCCAGAGGGAGCAUCAGUUGUGCCAGUCAUUAUUGUCACCGACAAAACCCAGCUUACAAGAUUCUCUGCAUCAAAAUCUGCAUAUUCUGUAUACCUGACUUUGGGCUAUCUAUCGGUAGACAAAAUUCUCAAGAAUGAGCUAUCUGCCAGAGAGGUUUCUGCUAGAGUCCACCAUCUAUUUCAUGCCUCCUUGCACAUUAUUCUUGACCCUCUGAAAGAAGCUGGGAAAGAAGGAAUAGAGGUUGUUGGGGAGAUGGACUUGUUCGCAUGGUAUUCCCCAUCCUUGCCUGCUAUGUUGCCAACUAUCCAGAACAAUGCUUGGUUACUUGUACCAAGUACAGUACCUGUCCUAAAUGCCCCUUGGACUGCCUCCAUCAUUGAUGAUGCCAAUAUCAGCACUACCACCAAUGCAGCAUUCAGAAAACAGUGUAUGUUGCAUGAUGUUGCUGGAGGCGUCUUUGAGCCUUUUUGGCUUGAAUUUCCUCACUGUGAUAUUCAUCUGGCAAUUACAUCUGAUGUCCUACACCAGCUCUACCAAGGCAUGUUUAAACAUAUGGUAGAGUGGUGUCAGGAACUUAUGGACGAAGAAGAACUGGACCAGAGGCUAUGCACACUUCCUCCAUGUUAUGGUGUUCGCCAUUUUCACAAAGGCUGGACUUCAUUGGGUCAAAUUGGUGGCAAGGAACGCAAACACAUGGCUAGAGUACUAUUGGCCUGUCUUGUAGGCAAGGUCCCCAGGGGAGUUAUUCUAGCCUACCGCGCUCUCUUGGAUUUCAUAUACCUCUCCCAAUACCCAACUCACGAUGACACUACUCUGGAGUAUAUGCAACAAGCCCUAAAGGACUUCCAUCAUCACAAGGAAGUCAUCAUCAAUUUGGGUAUCAGAGACAAUCUCGAUAUUCCAAAAUUUCACUCAUUACAACACUACCUGGAGAACAUCCAGAACUUUGGGACAACAGAUAACUACAACACUGAGAUGUUUGAAAGAUUUCAUAUUGAUUUUUGCAAAGAGGGUUGGUAUGCAUCUAAUGGGAGAAAUGAGAAACCUCAGAUGAUUGCUUGGCUUACAAGAAGGGAGAAGGUUGCAUCUUUUCAAAGCUAUCUACAGAUGACUAUGGAGGAUGAAGAUGAAGAAUUUUCCCACUCCAGAUUUCAAGAUCAACAUAUAAUCCUCCCCAAAAGCCCUCAUCAGAUUCAUCGCCACAUUGCUGAUAUUAUGCUGGACCACUCUUGCAAUGGCUUUAAGAAGGAUCUUAUCUUCUAUCUCAAUACUCAAGUAGAUCAACCUUAUUCCAGAGCUCAACUUCAAGACAUUGAUCUUCCUCUCAGUCAUAUAGACAUUUACCAUGGGUUCAAAUUCUGUUUGGACUCAUUAGGUAAUGAUGUUGACUUUGAUUAUGAGGAGUUGGAUACAGUCAAGGCAAAACCUCCAAUGGGUGGCAAAGCAGGAUGCUUUGAUACAGUAGUGGUAAUGGAUGGGUCAAAUUGUGAAAGUACUGGUUUACAAGGUUAG
Suillus paluster is the source of this 5091-nucleotide messenger RNA. RefSeq lists its product as uncharacterized. The transcript is spliced from 15 exons. The record is from RefSeq and is a predicted model, not a curated record. The coding region runs from base 1 to 5091 and encodes 1696 amino acids. Lineage: Eukaryota; Fungi; Basidiomycota; Agaricomycetes; Boletales; Suillaceae.